AAGCGUUGCCGCCUCGUCCUAGCCAACCAUCAUUUUAAUCAGCUCUUGCUACUCUCUCUCUCUCUCUUCUCUCUCUCUCUCUCUCUCACUCUCUCUGUCUCUGAUACUGCACAUCCAGAUGGAGAACAAGCACGGCCAGAAGCCUCAUGCUGUGAUGUUUGCCUACCCUCUUCAAGGCCAUGUGAUCCCCUUCGUCCAUCUAGCCAUGAAACUUGCAUCUAAGGGCUUCAUUAUCACCUUCAUCAACACCCUCUCCGUCCACCACCACAUCACAAAAUCCCAACCCCUUAUCGCCGCCAAAGACAACAUCUUUGCCGGAGCACGUGAAUCUGGUCUAGACAUACGUUACAAGACGGUUAGCGACGGUUUCCCAGUAGGGUUCGACCGCUCCCUCAAUCACGACCAGUUCAUGGAGGGUAUUUUGCAUGUCUUGUCCGCCCACGUCGAUGAAAUAGUAGAAGAACUGGUUCGGCACUCCGACCCUCCCGUCACUUGCUUGAUUGCAGACACGUUUUUCGUGUGGACAUCGAUGAUAGCCGACAAGUAUAACCUUGUUAACGUUUCUUUCUGGACCGAACCAGUUCUGGUUUUGACUCUCUACUAUCACCUCGACCUCCUUAGAAAAAAUGGCCAUUUUGCUUCUCAAGAUAAUCGUGUGGACACCAUUGAUUACAUACCUGGUGUGAGGGCCAUCCAACCAAAGGACUUGAUGUCUUAUCUUCAAGCUACCGACAACAUAUCGACUGUGGUGCACAGGAUCAUAUACAAGGCAUUUCAGGAUGUAAAAAGAGCCGACUUUAUUGUCUGCAACACUGUCCAAGAGCUCGAGUCCGAGACAAUCACAGCCUUACAAGAGAAGCAGCCAAUAUAUGCAAUCGGGCCAGUUUUCCCUGCUGGGUUAAUCACCAAGAACAUUGUUCCUACUAGCCUGUGGUCCGAGUCGGACUGCAUCCACUGGCUUCAAACCAAGCCACAUGGUUCGGUUUUGUAUGUCUCUUUCGGUAGCUAUGCUCAUGUGACUAAACAUGAUAUUACGGAGAUAGCAUAUGGGCUUUUAUCAAGUGGAGUGAAUUUUAUUUGGGUUCUUCGUCCAGAUGUUAUGAAUUCUGAUGAACAUGAUUUCUUGCCUGUUGGGUUUGAAGAUGACAUCAAAGGUAGAGGCUUAGUCGUGACUUGGUGCCGUCAGAUUGAUGUGAUCUCGCAUCCGACGGUUGGAGGGUUCCUAACUCACUGUGGAUGGAACUCGAUAUUAGAGAGUAUAUGGUGUGGUGUUCCGCUGUUGUGUUUCCCUUUGCUGACAGACCAAUUCACAAACAGAAAACUAGUGGUCGAUGAUUGGAGAAUCGGGCUUAAUCUUUGCGACAAGAAGUUAAUCACAAGGGAGGAAGUUGCAGCAAAGAUCAAUCGUGUGAUGAGUGGAAAAUCAGACGAUGAAUUGAGGAUGAAUACAAAGGAGCUCAGAAAUAUACUAGAGAAUGCAUUGAACAGUACCCAUGGCCAUGGAUCUUCAGAAAAAAAUCUCAAUCAAUUCAUCGAUGAUGUGAAGCUCAAAGUUAGAGAGAAACUUGGGGUAGUGACAUGGGAAACAAACGGUAUUCCAAUAUGAGGAAAUCAAUAUUCACCAUUAAAGAUCAAUCAUAUGCACCAGUUGAUAUCAUGUUGAAAAGUGAUUUUUUGUAUUCCAAGAUGAAGAUCAGUAGCUAGCAUUUCUCCUGUGCAUUAUUGUAGACUAGGGGUAAUGUAGUAGAUUAUAAUGAUGUGUUGAUCUACAUCUAUUUUUUUGGUCUAUGUAUCUUCACAGUUGAUCUAUCAAAUAAUGGAGUCAAGUGAUAGAAUUGAACUCCUGCUGAAUGGGCCAAAUGUGUGGAGUGGUCCUUAUCCAAAUUUUAACGCA
Molecule: messenger RNA, 1894 nt
Organism: Carya illinoinensis
Lineage: Eukaryota; Viridiplantae; Streptophyta; Magnoliopsida; Fagales; Juglandaceae
Product: UDP-glycosyltransferase 86A1
Exons: 2
Coding region: 119-1606 (495 amino acids)
Molecular function (GO): UDP-glycosyltransferase activity
Source: RefSeq, a predicted model, not a curated record